CCUUGCGGCAAUAGUGCCCCGGUGUAUCCCAGCAGCCUUUGCGGCUGUACUGCCCCGGUGUAUCCCGGCGUGCCCCGCGCGCUCCCUCACGGCGCUCCCGCCAUGGCUCAGGGCCGGCCCAAAGCGGCGGCCAAGCGCCCCAAAGCGGCGGCGGCGGCUCGCGGGACCCGGGGCCCGCGUAAGGGAGGCCGCACCAUCGCCCCCAAGAAGCUCCGGGUGAUCCAGCAGCAGAAGCUGAAGAAGCGCCUGGAGGUCGGGAUCCGGAUGCGGAUCGAGCAGGAGACGGUGCAGCGAGCGCAGGGCAGCCUGCCCAAAAAGCUGGCCCUGGUCACGGCGCCCAACAAGGAGAAAAAAGCCAAGAAGGGCCGCAGCUGAACCCCCCUGCAGCGACCUCCGCGAGGGUCUGGGGAGCUGCUCUGAGCCCCCGACGUUCUUUAAUAAAAGGGAUUUGCGGGCGGUGUCCCCCCGCACCCGCAA
Molecule: messenger RNA, 477 nt
Organism: Catharus ustulatus (Swainson's thrush)
Lineage: Eukaryota; Metazoa; Chordata; Aves; Passeriformes; Turdidae
Gene: C33H19orf53
Product: chromosome 33 C19orf53 homolog
Exons: 3
Coding region: 103-375 (90 amino acids)
Source: RefSeq, a predicted model, not a curated record